Messenger RNA from Styela clava, 2069 nucleotides. The record is from RefSeq and is a predicted model, not a curated record. NCBI's taxonomy places the organism in Eukaryota, Metazoa, Chordata, Ascidiacea, Stolidobranchia, Styelidae.
UGCACUAUGCUGCAUUAGAAACUGAGUAAUGAAUGCAAUUAUAUUGUAAUUCAACCAAUAUGUUGGGCGAAUGCGGUUCAGUGGAAAUAUCCUUUAUCAGUCUAUGCAACUGAAUAUAAGUUAAUGCGGUGUAUCAGCAGAGUACGGUCCGGGUACCGGUCACUAUGAUUGUUAAUUUCUCUGUGGUUGUGUGUGGUGGUGUCGGUGGGUACCGGUACCGGUACCGUACGUGCGUAAAAUAAUUUUAGGAUUGUUAUACUUAAUUACUGAUCUGAGUAAGGUUGAGCUGACUGAUCAUGAAUGAAGAUUACAUUAAACAAACAAAUUCAACCCAAGGCGGUUUGCUUAUGACAUCACUCGAUAGCUUGAGAGAACAAAACAUUCUCUGCGAUUUUGAUGUCAAGGUUGGUGACAAAUCCUUCCGUGCUCAUCGCUGUGUCUUGGCAGCCUCAUCAGGAUACUUUAAAGCGAUGUUUACGAGCAAAAUGAAGGAAUCUCGUGAUGGUUUUAUCAAUAUGAAGGAUGUCGAUCAGAAUGGGAUUUCCCAAUGUAUAGAAUUCAUGUAUAAAGGAGUAGGAAAUUUGAAAAUGGAAUACCUUCAACAAAUCCUACAAGCAUCCAACCUGUUACAAAUGGUUGGCUUGACUAACUUUUGCUUUCAUUACUUGAAAACCAAUCUAUCUCAAACCAAUUGUCUUUCUGUCAUCAAUUUGGCUCAAGCGUACGAUCGUCAUGAUAUAAAAGAACAAGCAGAACAGGUGCUGAUCACUAAUUUCAAAUCAGUAAUUUCCUCUGAGAUGUUCCCGUUCAUUAUUAAGCCAGAUCUCCUGCGUUACAUAAAAGUUUCAAAUGUGAGUUAUCAAACAUCAUGGCAAGCUAUGAUAACAUGGGCAAGAGCAAAAGAUGAAGAUGCAGAGAGAUGUUUUGCCGAUCUUGUUACAGUCAUCAAUAUCCAGACUUAUCCUUUCAAAUUUCUUCUGGAGACUGUGUUGGAAGAACCACUGGUGAAAAGUAAUGACAUUGCAAAGAAUUCAGUCAUCACUGCAUUAUUCUCUGAUGUCAAGAAUCUUGAGACAAAUCUUGAGAUUGACAACUGCUUCAUCCUGAAGAAUAUGGCUGAAAUUCAUCAAGCUACCAACCCAAAUCCAGUGAAAGAUGUCAUGGAUCGAUUCCUGGAAGCAAAUUUCGAACAAAUCAUUGAGAAAAAAGAGUUCUGUGAUAUCAGCAAAGAUGACAUCAUAAGGAUUUACAAAUCCCAAAACACAAAAUAUUCUUCUGAGACUGUUAAAUGGCAUGGAGCUCUUAGAUGGAUAAAGCAUGAUCUUCAAAGGAGGAAAAAGAUUUUUCAUGAACUGUUCAGCCUUCUUGACCUGAAAAAAUUUCCCUUAAAAUUUUUGGAAGAAACCAUCCGCUCGGAAACUCUAGUCAAUGACUCUCGUAAAUGCUACGAUAGACUUUUUGAUGAAAUAUUAUCUCGGGCAAGAAAGAGUUCACAAUUUUCUAGUCAGUCUGUCCAGCAACCAACAUCUAGAGCGGAUACAGAAACUUCCCUGGGCAACACUGCAUCAAGUAGUCGCAGCUCUAGGAAUGCCGAAGAACCACAGAUGGGAGCAGUGGGUGAAUACAGGGAUGGCACUUCAGAAUCUCAGUCUUCAAGUCAAGCUACUUUAUCUGGUCUAAGAACCAUCAACCAACAACCACCUGGUGGAAGAAUGUCAGUGAGAAGGUUGAGGGAACCACUGCCAGGAUAUAGAUGGGGCACUCUUGUCAUCACCUCAUUCCCUGCUGGAAGUCUGAAUGGUGUUUCAUAUGAGGCAAAGAAGUUCACUGAAUAUUUGCCUGCAGACCUCUACCUCAGUAACUUGCUCCAGAAAGCAUUCAAUACAGGAUUGCUCUUCAAGAUUCAGAUAAUUGAAAGCAGCCGAGGAGAGAUAAUAUGGAAUGAUGAAAUUCCUCAUAAGACUAACGAACUUGGAGGUCCAGAUAACAAUGGAUAUCCUGAUGAUGACCAUGAGCGUAAACUUUGUGAUGCAUUGAUAAUAAAAUUAAAGGCAGCAGGAAUUAAAUAA